CAAGUAUAAUAUAUUGGUGUCGGCGUGACACAAAUUCGAGCGUCUAUGAUCAUCACUUAUAGAUAGUAUGUACUCUUUAGUCUAAACUUCCAAAUAUUUAAAAACCUUCAGUCUUGUCCAGAUGGCAGUCUACAAGCAACUGAGCUAGCUGAGUGUGGACAAUGCCUAAUCAAUUCGUAUUGUCAAUUUGGCAGUAACAUUCAUGAAUCAUUUUGAUGUGUGUAUGUGCAAUAAAGAUGAAAUGAAUUUAAGAUCAAAAAAAUUGCUCAACAUUUUGGCGUCAGCAUGGUGAAUACAUUCAAAAUGGAUUUAGUAAAACAAUUUCAAAGUUUGGCCUGGUGCAAACCAGACUGGUGUUUCCCCAGCAUGAGUAAAGAGACCAAUGAGCUGCUGCGCCAGUGUGGAAACCUGCCUAAAGUGGAACUCUCCGAUAAUGUUGACGAGCUUAUUGCGAGGAGCAAAGCAUUCCCUAUACCGUUCCCUAUUGAAACUGUCCGGUUAGAAAAAUUAAAAGUGCGUCGCCCCAUAGAAAAGCUAAAGAAAAAUAUAGUAUCAACAUACCCUUUAAUACAUGAGCGAGUAUUACUGCUAAUGACUCACUUCCUUAUUUACAAAAGAGAAUUCGGCAGCGCUAUAGAGAAAGAGUUCUACAAAGACAUGAGUGUGCCCGAUCUGAUCGACCGUAUCCUGAAGAAGCGAGCUAUCACAUUCAUGGGCCCAGCUGACACAUACAUGCUGAUAUCUGGCGAAGAAGGAUCUAUGUUAGAUGGACUAUCGCCUCAGGAGCGCAAGGUGAUGCGGGCUCAGCAUUUUAGGAGUGUAGAAGGAUGGCAGAGUGUUGGCACUAUGAACCAGCGAGCUCCACUCUUGCUGGAGAACUGCCUCAGCUACGAUGAGAUGAAGAUAUCAGCCAUGGUCUUCGUGAGUGGCCAUACGGAGUGCAUCAACAAUGGGCAUAGGAAUAACAAGGGCGUGGUCAGUGAGGAGGAGGCGGAAAAGGAUGCCGUUAUUAUUGGAGCAAUAGGCCCUCGUUUCGAGCGCCUAUUCCGAAUGGACUUCGAAGAUAUUUUAAUAACUGAGGAGCAGAACGUGCCACAGAACGGUUACGGGGAGGAGGUGACGCCUACAACAUGUCUCAACGUGUUGAAGACGACCUACGUCAGGAACAACCAGUCAGCGAAACACAUGUGGAGGCAGAUGUGGUCGGAGUUCUAUCAGGUACACAGCUACACAUACGAGGAACUAACAUCAUACGUCAACGUGCAAAACAAAGAGGACGAUUUGAAGCACAUUGAUCGUUACGUGAAGCUAGCCAAGAACGACUACAUAUUCGAUAACGAAGUGUACUACAAACGCAUCAGUAUUAUCGCUGAGACCGUGUUGUUGGAGGCCGAGGCCAGGGCCAGGGUCGCGGGGAGGGAUGCCUAUCUCAAUGUUAUUGGAUGUGGUCUCGGAGUUUGGAAGGUAUCGCCCCACCAAGCAGACGUGUACGUGCUCACGUUCGUGGAACGUGUGCGCUACUUACUGCGGAGAGACAUGCUGCAUCACGUGACCGAUGUCAACUUCGCGUAUAUCACGCCCAGCCAGACCAUAUUGGCAUUAUUCAAGAACACAACAUGCUCAGACGAGGACACCGAGCACAAAGUAUUCUUCGAGAGCAAACGACAUCCGAGGGGUGGUAUAACAGUCCAGCUGAAGAAACGCGAGCCUUCAGCCAAGCUAGAGGGUGAUGAUGCCGGCAAACUGCUCGUCAUGACAUACCCCUGGGACGGUAAUGCUCAUCCCGGGAAUGAAUUCUGGCUCGGCAGCUUAAGCGGUUCGGGCGACCCCGCGGCGGCGUGUUCCACGCAAGUGUCAGAGCUACACAACGCCCACAUCAACACCUACCUACGAGCGCAUGCUACGCGCGUAGCGGGCGCUACGGGGCUACACACUCUAGACCAACACUGCGGAGAGAGGAGUGUAUAGACCGUUAUUAGUACACAGGUACUUAAGUACAUUCAUCGUUAAAACAUAUUCGAGUACAUAAUUGUGAGAUUUGUAAAAAAAACUGUUUUUUUAUAGUUAGGGCCGAUUUCUCGAUCGCCAGAUAACUUUUAUUCGACGAAU
Molecule: messenger RNA, 2109 nt
Organism: Trichoplusia ni (cabbage looper)
Lineage: Eukaryota; Metazoa; Arthropoda; Insecta; Lepidoptera; Noctuidae
Exons: 13
Coding region: 286-1968 (560 amino acids)
Source: RefSeq, a predicted model, not a curated record